GUUCCUCUGCAUUCUCGCCCACACUGCAGAGACUUCGACAUAUAGCCAUCAUGUCCGGACCUGCGCCAGCUCUCGAGUUGACGGAUGUGUCCGUGUUCUCUUCCGACACCGAGCCCGGACAGGUGAGCUCGGUCAUGCUUCAGUCAGACGAAGAGGCUGCCACCAAUGGUCAACUGAAUGAUACCGAGCGCCCUCUGGCUCCGGUUAUCAGUGAUGAGAUGAGAACAGAUCUUGCUCGCAUCGAGAUUCACCGCCUUGCUCUCGGCAAGGAUGACUUGAACAUCAGCGAUGCUGCCUUCGACGUCAAGGUACAGUCCCAAUUGAACUACUUUCCAUUCUGGUCGACAAGAAGACGGCAGGAUCCUGAUGUGUUACAGACAGCUCCUGGGCAUAUGGAGGACACCUACGUGGGCCACCAUUCCUGGCUUGCGUCUUGGUUCCCUCACAAUCCCGAUCAUAUCACGAUCUACUUCGUUCUGGACACGAAACGCCACAGCUUCUCCAUCCCCGAAGCCAUUCUUGUCCAGAACUUCGAAUUCUUCCAGGUCGCGCUGAGACUGAAACCCUCGUCGAUGGAGUGGAAGGAGCAGAUCGAAAGAAAGUUCGAAUGGGGACACAAAGAGGCUGGUGCUUUCGGACUACUCAUGAGCUUCCUUUUGACGGGAACGUUUCCGCAACAUCCGGAUCCCGAUGUGCGAUCGGCUGCCGGCAUGAUUGACGACUUCAUCAUGGCCAUCCGCCUGUCGGACUACACAGGCCUACGAUGCCACGAGCGCUUCGUCCGCGCCGUCUGCUUACGCGUCCGACAACUUCUUCUCGAGGAUCGCAAGGCACUCCAGCCUGUGCACGUUGGAAAGCUCUACAACCUCGCCGCCGACAAACGUUAUGAUUUUGAAGAGCUUGUCAAGGUCUUUUCUCAAGCAGCAGUGAAACCCUGGAUGCAUUGUUGGAUGGCCAAGUCGGCCAAACCGACAAUCGUGCGAUCCGUUGCCUACGAUGAUCACUGCGGCACCGACGCAGAUGAGUGGCGUCUCGUUGUAAAGCAUUAUAUCCAUCUGGUUGAUCACAGCGAGAAGUUCGCGGUCGACGUUGCGAGGCAGGUGCGCAGGACGAUGGAGGGGAGCAAGCGUCUCAACUCGGUUGCUUCGGCUACCCAGGACGGCGCCAACAAGACGAUUCACAAGCUUCCAGAGUCUCUCGACUAUGUUACGUAUCGGGACCCUCUUAUUCCUAGCGAGGGCAAGGCAAAGAUGCAACUCUUUACAAUCUGAGGACAGCCAUUCUACUCGGACUUGGAGUCUGAAGAGACCAAAUUGGAAGAUUGGCAGCAUUGGAAUGAGUUGGUGGAUAGGAACGGAUACUCGGGUGGAAUGUUUGUGGCUCAGAUUUGAUAGCAAGCCUGAUAAAGGCAGUGUAUACUGCGUAUGCAGCAUAUAUGGCUUGAGCAAUCGGUGUGUUGACGAACCACAGCUAUGUCAACCCGGAUAUCAAGGACUAGGCAAAAAUGGAACAAGCAAUCGAAUCAAACUUCAG
Colletotrichum destructivum is the source of this 1533-nucleotide messenger RNA. RefSeq lists its product as uncharacterized. The record is from RefSeq and is a predicted model, not a curated record. The coding region runs from base 51 to 1271 and encodes 406 amino acids. The transcript has 3 exons. NCBI's taxonomy places the organism in Eukaryota, Fungi, Ascomycota, Sordariomycetes, Glomerellales, Glomerellaceae.